GCCCUUGCAUAUUUUACAAAUGGCGGCGUCUGUAGCAACGAGGCUCUUACAAAAUCAAUAAGAAAUUUUUGGGGCCGUUGAAGUGUCGACCGAUACACCAUAAUCAAAAGUCAUACUGACACGGUUUUCUUUUUCCUGCGGAGUAUCGGACAUAGUCUUUUCCAUCCGGAUGUGUUUUUACACAUCUUAUCCAUUAGGAUAGAUCUUUUUCAGCAUUUGUCGGGUCACGGGUUUUUUCUCCUUUAUGCUAAUUCGAAACGUGAAAAUCAUGUGGGACUUAUAGAAGAAUGUUAAAACAAGGUGUGGUCCAAGAGAAAAUCUCAGAUCUCACUUCCAUGAAUCAACUGCCACCACUCGGGACGUUGCCGCAAUGGUCACGAGUGAACACAUUAAACAGAGGGGGAUACCCCAAACCAUUCACCAAGGACAAGUUAUUGCCAGUACCUGACAAGGUAGGAGAUGAAGAUGACAGAUCAAUAGACUUGUCAGAAUUAAACCCUGCCCAGAGAAUUCACCAUCUGGAACGUAGUAUCAUGUUUCUGAAGCAGCAGCAUGCUGAGGUGCUCAAAUCUCUACAUGAUGAGAUCGAUAAUCUCAAAAAAGAAAAUAAAGAUUUACAGUUUAAGAUAGUGAUGAGUCAGAAGCAGCAGCAGCAGCAGCAACAACAACAACAACACCAUCUAGCUGGAGGAAGUGCAAGCAGUAGAAGGAGUCGUACUGGAAAGGAAAGGCUGAUGGAGAAAGAAUCGUCGUCAUUAUCAAUUCAUUCUGGAACAUAUGCCAACUUUUCAAAGACUCUUGAAAGUUCUUCUAGAGAGGACAAGCUGGAUGAGUUGAAGAUCAUAUUCCUGGAGGAAGAGAUCAAGGAGCUGAAGCAUGCACUGAGAGAGGCACGCAAUCGUAACUCGUAUCUUACUCAGGUUAUAGAUCAAAAUGAAGAUAUCAAGAAAAAACAACAACACACAAUAGAUACAAUGAAGUAUCAGCUGUCUCAGGGGAAUGCUGCCAAUCUAGCGGAACAAAUCACCUCCGGACAAAGUCUGUUCAACCUUCCUGGAGGUCGACAACCAACGCUAGCGGAAUGCGAGGCAAUCAUUCGUAGAUUGCAACAGAUCAAUGAACAGCAGCAACAUGAGCUGGAUAAUUUAAAAUCUGAUCUCCGUGAUGUGUUAUAUUCACAUAAAUGGACACCAGAUGCCUACUUACUUGCCAAGGCUUAUGUAGCUGAGGAGGAACACAAGGAUGAAGAUAAAGACAAAUCCCUGCCAAAACUUCAUAUGAAAAACCAGUCAAGAAAACUGACAACAAUUGACAUAGAAUCUCAAAUAAUUGACCCUGAAAUAGCUUACAUCCAGAGAGAUAUGGUGAAUUUGCCUGCCCUUAAACAGACAGUCAGUAACAAGGCGGUAGAGAGGAAGAAACGGACACAGAUAUUACAGAAAGCCAGAUUGAAAAAGGAGGUCAUGCCUUAAGUCAUGACUUAACACAAACCUGUUCUUAGUCAUUUUUUUCUUUAAAAAAGUUCAAUAUUUUUUUGUUUGGGCGAUACUGUAGAACGUGAGAUUCAGUGAUAAGGAGAUACCUCAAAUCAUGAAUUCACUCAUAGUUUUAGUCACCUUUUCUCUCUAACUCGUCAGGUGUGAAGUCUGAUUGCUCUGGAAAAUAUAUGAAGUUUCUAUUACACUUGAGAACUGUAGCUGAUGAAGCAAAAUUGUUCAUGGAGAGAAGUUUGAAGAAAACACUUCAAGAGUAAUAAUGUAAAACUAGUGCAAGUAAUAUAUCUAAUAUAUGAAUAUGUAAUUGAAUUAUAAUUAUUAUAAAGGUGAAAGUAUAAAGGUACAUGUAUUAUUUUAGGGGUAUUAUGUUUGAAAGUUAGCGAUAUAAAACAAAUGGAGAGGAUUGUUCAAGCCUGCUUUUUUCUGUGGUAAUCUUACAGAUUUUAAUGUCUUUAAAUUUUGUAUUAAAGUUUAAUUUGUUAUGCAUUUCUAUGUUGGUCAGGUCAGUGUUUUCUCUUAGUUAACAAAUCUGAUACUUCAGUAGUCUUCAGUGUAACUGACAUGUCAAAAUGGCUCUACUGUAAUUAAGUAUGAUGUGCAAAUACUGACAUAACCAUUAUUUUAAUAAAUUAUUAUAUUUGUUUAAAUAGAUUGAAGAAUUACUUCUUGUGAAACUUCAGAAACUAUAUUUCUUUUGUUAUGGUCCUACAAUAGUGUACAAUAAUGUUAAAUUAUCAAAGCUGCAUACCUGCAGAUUUAUGUCAAAUUUCAAAAUUAAAUAAAAAGGCUUUCUUUGGUUUGUAAUUGCAGUAGAAAGUAAUUUUAAAGUGGUUCUAUGAGUGUUGGUAAACAGCCAGUUAGUAAAUAAAAUAAACAAGAAAUAAAACAAGAAAAUAAAAAUGAACAAGUUAGUCAUGCUUUUGAAAUUUUUGACAUAAAAUAUAAGGAAUUUAUCUGUAAUUAUAUCUACAUAAAUGACACUGGUUUAUCACUUUCAGUAUCUCAUGUCAGUUGCUAUCCUUUUUUUAAAUUCUUUGAAAUUUUGAUGUUUUUCUGGAGGCAUGUCCCUUUAAUUGUACUUUCAAUCUUAGACAAGUUUUUAUGGCUCAAAAUAAAGGUUUGUGCACAAAUUAUAGAUUAAAGAUCACUUAAUGAAAGUUUGAGGGAUCACAGUUACAACUUUUGACCAUAUGUUGAAAAUUUGAGAUUAUGCUGUAAAGUUUUGAAAACACAAACAUCAGUAAGUGAGUGUAAACUAUUAGAAUAAAUCUCAUAAAUGCUGCAAGCUUUUUAAAUACACCUUUUACAUAGGUUUGAAAUUAGCAUGCACUAAGGUUUUGAUAUUUUCACCAUCUUUUACUAUGGAUUUAAUUGAAGAUGCAUUUAUUCUUUUCACUAAUAACUUUAUUUGUGCAAGAUGUUUUUUUUUUAGUGCACUUGUUCUAUGACCUUCAAUCAUUUGUCUUAAUCACUAUUUAAAGUUCUAUAUAAAAUUGUUUAAAAGGGACUAAUCUUUGACAAGGAAGACUUUUUGCUUAUGGGAAUCAGAUAUUUUUAUCUUUAAAAAGAUUGUAGUUUGUGGUAAGAUUGGGUAUUUUUCAAAUAUAGUGUUCAACAUUUCUCAUAAUGUGACACAUGUUGUUCUAUACAUACUCCAUUACAGUUCUGUUCAAAAAGAAAACAUAUGAUAUAAGUGGAAUAGUUUUUUGUUAACAAUUGUUCUAUAUUUCUUUUAAUAUUUUUAUGUACUCACGUAAACAACAAAAUUUGUAAUGAAAGGCAUCACUGUCGUUGAUUUGAAGAAAUACAAAAAAACCUAUUACAUUCAUAUAAAUUCCUGAUAGAAAUCCAUAUUUUACAGUUGUUGUUUUUUAAAUAAGAUUUUGCAGUAACACCCCAUCCCCUCUUUGAAGUCUUGAAAAAUAAUUAGCUGAGCAUUUCUUUCGGGGUGUUCGCUGAAAAUGGUUAAAGUAUCAUUAUGCAGAAGGUGCUUUGUAUAUACAAACUACCCCAACAGUAGAGCAUAUUUUAGGAAUCAUUAUUUAGCCAGAUAUUAUGUGUGCAAUUAUUAUUAAUUAUCUUUUUUAUACUAAAACAGAAAUAUAGUUUUUAGAUGUAGAUGUUGAAUUGCUAGUUGAAGAUUGUUUAAAUUGUUUAUGCAUGGUAUUUGAUAUAUAAAAGACAGAAAUAUGCACAAAGGCUUGUAAACAUGUCUGCCUUUGUUAAUUAUAUAAAUAGACAGAAAAUCUGUAUUAAGCAAGCAACCAAUGAAAUGAUGACACUAACUGCUUAGGGCAGGUGGUUGCUUUAGCUAAAUUGUAACUGGAACAAUGUCAGUUUAGGAAAGUACAAAAUAAAUCACAAACUUUUCUUCUGUAUGAAGCAAGGCAAAUGUAGCAUUUUUCAAACUGAUCAGUAGUAUAGCAUCGUCAGCAAGAUCCAUGCAUUUCUAGUAUUUUUAUUAAAUUUGUAAAAGCUAGUAUAGUGUGGAUUGUCUACUCAAAAAUAGAGACGUCACAGAAUAGGUAAAGUGAAGUGACUACAUGAAUAUAGCUUGUAACUUUUUACUGGAUUAUUGCAAAGAACAGCUUAUUACCUUUGUUUCGCUCUACAUAUUAGUUUGCCAUGAACUGACUAUGAUUGUAAGACCAGUCUUGGAACACAACUUUGCCAUUGGUGAAUUUUAAGAAUGUGCUCAGAAAUAACCAGUCAGGUACUGGAGUUUCUGACUGGUCUCCUAACUUUGUAACCUCGCCUGUGGACGCUUUGCUUGCUUUAUAAUCAGACCAGUCUGAUACUAUUAAUGCUUAUAUUUCUGUAUGUGUGAUUCAUGUAAAACUUGAAGGUUUGGUUGUUUGUAAAAUGCUUUUCACAGAAGUUGCAUGUUGUGUUUGGAUGUAUGUAACUUGAUGGAUGGUUGUGCUUAUCUUGCAGGUGUGACAUUUAGCGUAUAUAAAUCAUGCAUCAUUUACAUCUUAUAAGCUUUGAUAUAAAAUGAUAAAAUGUUGACAGAGGACCAAACGAAAGUUCUUACAAUAUACAGCUUUCAGUUCAUUUACCAAAUUUGUAACUAAGUUUCUUGUGAAUUCGCUCGUUAUUUUGUGAAGUCCGGAUAAAGUUAUACUACAUUCUACAGACAUCUCUAGAUUAUUUAAUUAAGAAGUUAUGGACAAUUUAUUUUCAUGGGCCAAACUAUAAUUUUUAUAACUAUAUAUUCAAAUGUUCAUUAUAAGGAAGACUAUCCAGAUGUGUUUUUGGCUUAUGGAAAUUUUAAAUUAUUUUUCCAAAUUUUAUUUUUUUUUAAAAAUUACAUGACAGUGUGUGCAUGUUUGUAAGCUAACAAAGAAAUGCUGAGUUAUGAAACAAAAUGUCAAAAUUUUGAAAUUAUAUGGUCCAAAAUGGCUGGAACCUUGUGAAAAAAUCCCUGUCAGAUUUGUCUCUUUGAAGAUUAAUUAAAAACUGAUCAUGUUUUUCAAAUUUUACCACCCUUAACAGUUCUUAAGAAUGAUCUAUAAUGUCAGUGCGGAGAACAGGUUUGUACUGGUACAGAAUCCAAGAACACUGGUUAGGUUAACUGCCCGCCAUUUCAUAACUGAAAUACUGUUGAGAAAAGGCGUUAAAACCAAAACAAACAAAUUGUUGGGGCCGAUAAGUAUUCUUGCAGACAAAUCAGAUUUGACAAUAUAGUGUGCACAUUGCCUCUAGAUAUAAAGAAAGCAAAUUAUUUCAAGUGAUUAGUUGUAUCGUUUGAUUUUAUGUUUCUCUCUUUUUUUUUUCUCAUUAUCUGAUUCCAAACUUAAGAUAACAUGUACUUGUGCUACACUUUGUUUUUUAGCUCGACUAUUCGAAGAAUAGUCUAGCUAUUCUACUCACCCUGGCGUCGGCGUCACACCUUGGUUAAGUUUUUGCAUGCAAGUACAUACAGCUAUCAUUUAAAGGCAUAUAGCUUUGAAACUUAUUUAUUCUUUUUCUAGGUCAAUUACCAACCUCACUGGGUCAAGUUCCAUAACUCUAACAUGUAUUUUGAGCAAAUUAUGCCCCCUUUUGGACUUGGUUAAAGUUUUACAUGCAAGUUACUAUCUCCAAAACUAAUGCAGAUAUUGAAUUGAAACUUCACAUGUGUCUUCGGGGUUAUAAAACUAGUUGAUAGCACCAAGUCCCAUAACUCUGACCUUCAUUUUGGCCAAAUUAUGCCCCCUUUUGUACUUAGAAAAUUUUGGUUAAAGUUUUGCGUGCAAGUACAUACAGCUAUUACUAAAAGGCAUAUAGAUUUGAAACUUAUUUUUUCUUUUUCUAGAUCAAUUACCUACCUCACUGGGUCAAGUCCCGUAACUCUGACAUGUAUUUUGGCCAAAUUAUGCCCCCUUUUGUACUUAGAAAAUUUUGGUUAAAGUUUUGCGUGCAAGUACAUACAGCUAUUACUAAAAGGCAUAUAGAUUUGAAACUUAUUUUUUCUUUUUCUAGAUCAAUUACCUACCUCACUGGGUCAAGUCCCGUAACUCUGACAUGUAUUUUGGCCAAAUUAUGCCCCCUUUUGGACUUAGAAAAUUCUGGUUAAAGUUUUGCGUGCAAGUACAUACAGCUCUUACUAAAAGGCAUAUUGAUUUGAAACUUAUUUUUUCUUUUUCUAGAUCAAUAACCUACCUCACUGGGCCAAGUCCCAUAACUCUGACAUGUAUUUUGAGCAAAUUAUGCCCCCUUUUGGACUUAGAAAAUUCUGGUUAAAGUUUUGCGUGCAAGUACAUACAGCUGUUACUAAAAGGCAUAUUGAUUUGAAACUUAUUUUUUCUUUUUCUAGAUCAAUAACCUACCUCACUGGGCCAAGUCCCAUAACUCUGACAUGUAUUUUGAGCAAAUUAUGCCCCCUUUUGGACUUAGAAAAUCCUGGUUAAAGUUUUACAUGCAAGUUACUAUCUCCAAAACUAAUGCAGAUAUUAAAUUGAAACUUCACAUGUGUCUUCGGGGUUAUAAAACUAGUUGAUAGAAUCAAGUCCCAUAACUCUGACCUGUAUUUUGGGCAAAUUAUGCCCCCUUUUGGACUUAGAAAAUCCUGGUUAAAGUUUUGCGUGCAAGUACAUACAGCUAUUACCAAAAGGCAUAUAGCUUUGAAACUUAUUUAUUCUUUUUCUAGGUCAGUUACCAACCUCACUGGGUCAAGUUCCAUAACUCUUAACAUGUAUUUUGAGCAAAUUAUUCCCCCUUUUAGACUUAGAAAAUCCUGGUUAAAGUUUUACAUGCAAGUUACUAUCUCCAAAACUAAUGCAGAUAUGGAAUUGAAACUUACCAUGUUUCUUCGGGGUUAUUAAACUAGUUGAUAGCAUCAAGUCCCAUAACUCUGAUAUGCAUUUUGGUCAAAUUAUGUCCCGUUUCGAACUUAAAACUCUUUUGAUAUUUAACAUUUUGGGUAAUAAUUUCCUGCUUCUGUGACAAUAUUUCGAAUAGUCGAGCUUGGCUGUCUUACGGACAGCUCUUGUUUAACAUACCUGUGAGUUUACACUUUAUUUUUGUUUUAAACCCGGAGUUACCAGAUCUUGUGCAUUUCACCAUUUCCUUAAUGUUAUUUUACUAUGAUCAUCACUUUAAUGAUUUUGUAAUAAAAUUUGAUCUCUGUA
Mercenaria mercenaria is the source of this 7108-nucleotide messenger RNA. RefSeq names its product coiled-coil domain-containing protein 74A-like. The coding region runs from base 288 to 1472 and encodes 394 amino acids. The record is from RefSeq and is a predicted model, not a curated record. The transcript has 11 exons. NCBI's taxonomy places the organism in Eukaryota, Metazoa, Mollusca, Bivalvia, Venerida, Veneridae.